Molecule: messenger RNA, 417 nt
Organism: Knipowitschia caucasica
Lineage: Eukaryota; Metazoa; Chordata; Actinopteri; Gobiiformes; Gobiidae
Source: the annotation of a GenBank genome assembly
AUGAGUGAGUCGGAGACCUACACUGUGACUGUGGCCACGGGGACAUCGGAAUAUUCAGGCACCAACAACUACAUCUAUGUGACUCUUGUGGGGGAGCAGGGCGAGAGUGAGCGCACCCUGCUGGACAACCCCGGCCUGGACUUCUGCAGAGGCGCCGACCGGACCAGACGACGUCGGGUCCACGGUGCAUGCUACUCGGGUUCCAGGACGUUCGCCUGUACCACCGUCGCCUCGCCGCUGGGAGUCGCCAUCGCCACACGUGGGGCUGUCGGCGCUCGAACCAACGGGGCUGAAAAUUGCAUCACCUACGCCAGCGUCUACUUCACGCCGCGGGGAUGGAUCCGGAGGAGCUGCGCACGCCUGCCAUGGUCGGCAGAGGGCGCGGGGUUUUGGUGUCCCCUCUCCCGUUUUCUUUGA